Messenger RNA from Phyllostomus discolor (pale spear-nosed bat), 2197 nucleotides. RefSeq names its product isopentenyl-diphosphate Delta-isomerase 1. The transcript is spliced from 5 exons. Gene Ontology annotation, cellular component: cytoplasm. The coding region runs from base 213 to 1052 and encodes 279 amino acids. Gene Ontology annotation, molecular function: isopentenyl-diphosphate delta-isomerase activity. Gene Ontology annotation, biological process: isopentenyl diphosphate biosynthetic process; isoprenoid biosynthetic process. The record is from RefSeq and is a predicted model, not a curated record. NCBI's taxonomy places the organism in Eukaryota, Metazoa, Chordata, Mammalia, Chiroptera, Phyllostomidae.
CCCGCACGCUGGCGACAAGGUACUUAAGGCAGCGUUUCGUCAGGUGGCUCCUCAGUGGAAGGGCACGAGAGGCGGAGUAGAAGCCCCACCGCUCUUCGUGGAGAAGGUUUUUCGACCCUCUGUCCACCGAGGAUACCCUGCCCGAGCCGGGGGUGGUGCCAUCGCGCGACCGUGACGUCAAAGUUGGGCCGGAGCGCGAUUGGCCUGCAGACAUGUGGAGCGCUCUGGCACAGGCGCGGAUGAUUGGGCGGGCAGCCCGGGGAGCCUGGACCGUGGGGCAGCGGCAGUGGGAGGCGUGUGCGACGGAGCGGCAGCCCGUGGAUUGUCCUGGCCUCAGGAAUCUAGGACAGAUCAGACAUUUAGUAACGAUGCCUGAAAUCAACACUGACAAUCUCGAUAAGCAACAGGUUCAGCUCCUGGCAGAGAUGUGUAUUCUUAUUGAUGAAAAUGACAAUAAAAUUGGAGCUGAGACCAAAAAGAAUUGUCACCUGAAUGAAAACAUCAAGAAAGGAUUAUUGCAUCGAGCUUUUAGUGUCUUCUUAUUCAACACUGAAAAUAAGCUCCUGCUACAACAGAGAUCAGAUGCUAAAAUUACUUUUCCAGGUUGUUUUACCAAUACUUGUUGUAGUCAUCCCCUAAGUAACCCAGGAGAGCUUGAAGAAAAUGAUGCGAUUGGAGUAAGGCGAGCAGCACAGAGGCGUUUACAGGCUGAAUUGGGAAUUCCCAUGGAACAGGUUCCUCCAGAAGAAAUUAAUUAUCUGACUCGAAUUCAUUACAAGGCUCAGUCUGAUAGUAUCUGGGGAGAACAUGAAAUAGAUUACAUUUUGUUUGUGAGGAAAAACGUGACUUUGAAUCCAGACCCCAAUGAAAUUAAAAGCUAUAUGUACGUGUCAAAGGAAGAAGUGGAAGAAAUGUUGAAAAAGGCAACCAGGGGUGAAAUUAAGAUAACUCCAUGGUUUCAAAUUAUUGCAGAGACUUUUCUGUUUAAGUGGUGGGAUAACUUAAGUCACUUGCAUCAGUUUGUUGACCAUGACAAAAUACACAGAAUGUGAAUGUGUAGAUGACUGAUUAGUAAAGUACUAAAAAAUUUCUUUACUUAAUAAGCUUAAAAUGACUUUUUAAAAAUUUGGUUCUGCAUUAAAACUCUCACUGGAUACAUUGAUAUUUUACAGCCAGAAUUUAUGUAGAAAAGACAACUAACUUAAUUUUGUAUCACACACACAACAUAUAUGCCCUGCUAGUUGUGAAGGACACUUAUGAGAGAUUAUUUUUUAAACUUGAUUUAACCUACCUAAAUACGUAGUUCUGAUAAAUUUGAACAAAUAAGUGAAGCUCUUCAUUUUCGAUCUGUUGAGUUAAACAGUUCCAGAAUAUUUGUAGAGCACUUUAUUUUCCAGGUGCUUUACGUAUCGUUAAGUUUUUAUUAUAGUUCAGAAAAACAUGCGAUAGAAACUGUUUGCUUAGCUACUUCAAAACAUCUCAAAUUAAUUUUCCAUUUUAAGAUAUUAAACUAGGGGAAGUGGGUCCAAGGUAAUUAAAUGCUGUAUGUCCUGACUUCUCUCAAAAGUCUGUGUUCUCAGAAUUGCAAGGGACAGACAGGCUAUUUGUAAAAUGGAAAUUGGGUCAUACCUAGCACAGGAUUUUUUACCACUGGUUUUUGUUGAAUAAUUUGUUGUGGAGGUUCAUCCUAUGCAUUAAAGGACAUUUAGCAGCAUCCCUGGGUUCUACCCACUAAAUACCAUUGGUACCCAUCCUUCCCCCCAUCACAGUCACAAUGUCUGCAGAUGGUGUCUGUGUGCUGGCGGGCCAAGGUGCUCCCACUGAGAACCACUGGUCCACAACAUUGUGCUGUAUUGGGUGAAGGGGACGGGAGAUUAUCAGAAAGGUUAAUAUUUGUGUUAAAUGGAAUUGGGGCAUGGAAUAUGUGUAUAUUAAUGUUUAAACUGUACCUUAGAUUAAUGAACUUUUUAAAACUCUUAUAUAGAUUUCUCAGGUUUGAAACCUCAAGAUUUAUUAUCCUUGAAUGCUAUGUAAUAAUAAUGAAAAAGAUAAAAAUUUGUUUCUUACCAGCUAAAUGUUUUAUUAUAAGUUCAAUAGAAGAAUCUAUUUCUGCUUAACUGAACAGUUAAUUCAUAAUUUCAGGGAAGAUUGUCAUAAGUAGUAAUCUCAUUGAAAAGUAAAUAUAUUUUAAAAAUGA